Molecule: messenger RNA, 3207 nt
Organism: Apis cerana (Asiatic honeybee)
Lineage: Eukaryota; Metazoa; Arthropoda; Insecta; Hymenoptera; Apidae
Product: DNA replication licensing factor Mcm5
Biological process (GO): DNA replication; DNA replication initiation; double-strand break repair via break-induced replication
Cellular component (GO): nucleus; MCM complex
Molecular function (GO): 3'-5' DNA helicase activity; ATP binding; single-stranded DNA helicase activity
Source: RefSeq, a predicted model, not a curated record
AAAGAAGGAAUCCAGUUACUCGUAUUUGAUUUGCUUGUUAUAGUAUUACUAUAAUUGAUUUGAAUAUAAAAUUUUCAGUCAAUAAUUAUUUUUUUCCAUUGGAUUUAUUAAAAACAACUAAUUGAAUUUGUAUUUUUUCCGAAAAUUUUUUUUAUAUUUUUCUACUUAUAAAUAAUUUUUAAUAAUAUCGAAUAAUUUAAUAAUUUUAUAAUAAUAUAUUAUCUAAAUUUAAUAUAAAUUAUUUAAUUUGUUUAUUUUAAUUUUUAUUUUGUAUUCUAUACAUAUUUUAAUAUAACUAUAAAUUAUAUGUAACUAUAAACAAAUAUAACUAAAGCAUUGUAUCUCUAUUUUUUUAUUUUAUGUCAUAAUAUUCGAAGAAUAUCGAUAAAAUAUUUCCCGCCAAUAUUUUUUAUAUAGUUGAAUGCUUAUAUUUUAAAAUCAAUAAAAAAUUAACUCAAAAUGGAAGGAUUUGAUGAUCCAGGAAUAUUUUUUUCUGAUAACUUUUCAGUAAGUGAAUCUGAUACUCAAACAAAUCUUCAAUUUUCUAAAAAGAAGUUUAUGGAAUUUAUUAGACAAUUUCAUGAAGGAAAUUUCAAUUAUAAAUAUAGAGAUAUCUUAAAACGUAAUUAUAAUUUGAAUCAAUAUUGGAUAGAAAUUAAUUUAGAAGAUUUAGCAGCUUUUGAUGAAUCACUGGCAGAAAAAGUAUAUAAGCAUCCAACCGAAUAUUUACCUAUUUUGGAAGAAGCUGCUAAAGAUUUAGCAGAUGAACUUACAGCUCCAAGGCCAGAAGGCGAAGAAAAAGUUGAAGACAUACAAGUUUUAUUAUCUUCAGAUGCACAUCCAAGUUCUUUAAGAGGAAUCAAACCUGAUGCAGUUUCUAAACUUAUUAAAAUACCUGGUAUUAUCAUUUCGGCAUCUGGAAUUAGAGCAAAAGCAACAAAAAUUGCUAUACAAUGUCGUUCUUGUAGAAGUAUGCAAAGUAACAUUUCAAUUAAACCUGGUUUAGAAGGUUAUGUUUUACCUAGAAAAUGUACAACAGAGCAAGCAGGACGACCAAAAUGUCCACUAGAUCCAUUUUUUAUAAUGCCAGAUAAAUGUCACUGUGUUGAUUUUCAAGUUCUCAAACUACAAGAAUUACCAGAUCAAAUUCCACAGGGUGAAAUGCCAAGACAUUUACAAUUGUAUUGUGAUCGUUAUUUAUGCGAUAGAGUUGUACCAGGCAAUAGAGUUCUCAUUUUGGGCAUAUAUUCAAUUAAAAAAGUUACUAAAACUGGUAAUAGAGGAGGAAAAGAUAAAGCAUUAAUUGGUGUUCGAGCACCAUAUAUAAGAGUAAUUGGUAUUUCUAUAGAUGGAGAAAAUACAGGAAAUGGUUCUCAUUCAUGUGUUACAAAUGAAGAAGAAGAUUUAUUUAGACGUUUUGCAUCAGAUUCUAAUUUAUAUGAAAGAAUUGCAAGAAGUAUAGCUCCUAGUAUUUUUGGUGCAUUAGAUAUAAAAAAAGCUAUAGCUUGUUUAUUAUUUGGUGGUUCUAGAAAAAAAAUGCCUGAUGGUCUUUGUAGAAGAGGAGAUAUUAAUAUUUUAAUGUUAGGUGAUCCUGGUACAGCUAAAUCACAAUUAUUAAAAUUUGUAGAAAGAAUUGCACCAGUUGCAAUUUAUACAUCUGGAAAAGGAAGUUCAGCUGCAGGUUUAACAGCAUCAGUAUUAAGAGAUCCCAUAACAAGAAAUUUUGUUAUGGAAGGAGGUGCUAUGGUUCUUGCAGAUGGUGGUGUUGUUUGUAUAGAUGAAUUUGAUAAAAUGAAAGAGGAUGAUAGAGUUGCAAUACAUGAAGCUAUGGAACAACAAACAAUAUCUAUUGCAAAAGCAGGAAUAACUACAACAUUAAAUACUCGUUGUUCUGUUUUAGCAGCAGCAAAUUCAAUAUUUGGACGUUGGGAUGAUAUAAAAGGAGAAGAAAAUAUUGAUUUUAUGCCAACAAUUUUAUCACGUUUUGAUAUGAUAUUCAUUGUUAAAGAUGAACACGAAUUAAAUAAAGAUGUAACAUUAGCAAAACAUGUAAUGAACAUUCAUUGCAAUGCUACACAAGUUACAGAACAAUCUGCCGAAGGAGAAUUGCCAUUGCAUAUUUUAAAAAAAUACAUUCAUUAUUGUAGAACUCAAUGUGGUCCAAGACUAAGUAAAGAGGCAGGAGAGAAAUUAAAAAAUCGUUAUGUUGUAAUGCGAGCAAGUACUAGAGAACAUGAAAAAGACACAGAAAAAAGAUUAUCCAUUCCUAUAACAGUUCGCCAGUUAGAAGCUAUUAUAAGAAUUUCGGAAUCUUUAGCUAAAAUGCAAUUGCAACCUUUUGCUACGGAAAUUCACGUAAAUGAAGCACUUAGGCUUUUCCAAGUAUCUACUUUAGAUGCUGCAAUGUCUGGAUCAUUAGCUGGUGCAGAAGGAUUUACCUCGGAUGAAGAUCACGAAAUGUUAUCACGUAUUGAAAAACAAUUGAAACGUAGAUUUCCUAUUGGGAAUCAAGUAUCAGAGCAAAAUAUUGUUAAAGAUUUUGUAAAACAAGCAUAUCCAGAACGUGCUAUUUACAAAGUUAUACAUACAAUGAUACGACGUGGGGAACUUCAACACCGUAUGCAACGUAAAAUGCUAUACAGAUUACAUUGAAAUGAUUAUAAUUCAUCCUUAAAUGGAUAAUGUGGAUGAUUUUCAACCCUAAAGCAAAUCACAUAAAAGAAUUUUAUAUUUUUAUAUUUUUUGGAAUGAAGUAUUUUUAAUAAAUAUAUUUACCCUUUAAAAAACAAAAAAUUAAAAAUUCUUCCACGUGGACCUUUGUCUAAAGUACUUAAAAGUUUUGUUUCUUCUUCUUUUAAUGAAAAAUUAAAUAAGUCAAUAUUUGUUUUCACUCUUUCUAAAGAUGAACUUUUUGGUAUUACAACAACACCUAUUUGCAAUAAGUAACGUAAUAAAAUUUGUGCUGGUGAUUUUUUAUAUUCUGUGCUUAUUUUUUGUACUGUUGGAUGUCCUAGAAGGUCUGGGAAAUUUUCAAUAUUAUGUUUAUAUUUUGUUUGAAGAUGAAUUUUAGCUCCAGGUGAUGCCAAAGGACUAUAGGCUGUUAUAAUGAUAUUGUGCAUUUGACACAAUUGUCGAAGCGAAUUUUGUUGUAGAUAUGCAUGUAAUUCUAUCUAAUAAUAAUUAAAAUAUAGAUUUAUUUAUAUAUUU